UGAAGGCACGUAGCGCUUCUACUUUUUCAUAAACAGUGAGAUUGUCUGACGCUCAUUGUCAGUCUCAGUCUCAGUGUCUCGGUCUUCGAUAGUCUUCUAUGGUCUUGUAGCGUUCGCGUACAUUUGCGUUUGACGUUCGUGCCUCGAGAAGUUUCUAAUCGGAUAAAUUUCUUGCGAGCGUCACUCGUUAACAAGCGUGAAUAAUCAGUUAUGGCCCGUACCAAGCAAACAGCUCGUAAGUCGACCGGAGGUAAAGCCCCCAGGAAGCAGCUCGCCACCAAAGCGGCGCGUAAAAGCGCGCCGUCCACUGGUGGCGUCAAGAAACCACAUCGUUACAGGCCUGGUACUGUAGCUCUAAGAGAAAUUCGAAGAUAUCAAAAGUCGACAGAGUUGUUGAUUAGGAAAUUGCCGUUCCAACGUUUGGUUCGUGAAAUUGCUCAGGAUUUCAAGACCGAUUUGCGUUUCCAAAGUGCCGCUAUAGGAGCUCUGCAGGAAGCAUCGGAAGCUUAUUUGGUUGGUCUAUUUGAAGAUACCAAUCUAUGCGCCAUUCACGCUAAACGUGUUACUAUUAUGCCGAAAGAUAUUCAGUUAGCGCGACGAAUCCGUGGUGAACGCGCUUAAGUCACUCGUGUUUACGGUGAACUUUUUCAUUUUCUUCUCAUUUGGAUUUGUAUGUCUUUCAACAAUCUAAAAAUUAUAUUCUUAACUUUCUUCCAUAUUAUAUAUUUACCAUAGUUUAUACACUGCCAAUCAUAAUAGUAGAGAUGUCGGGAGAAGAAUAACGAGCGAAUCUGUAGUAGAUAAUUCGAUAAAACACAAUGACAGGUUUCAUGAUAGUUAAAAAGAGUAUAAAAAGAAAAGUAUAAUUUAUUUGUCUUUCACAUAAAAAAAGCACUACAGUAAUAGUAAUUAGUUUUUCAUACUUGGGUAGAUAGAGAAAUAAUAUGUGUAUCAAUAUUGCACAGACUUUGCGUACCCUUUUGUAGAAAAAAAAAUCCAAGGGUUAAUAUUUUUAUUUUAGAACUACUUUAAUCGAUUUUGCUUUCCAGUAAUUUGCAGAUUAUCCAAUUUAUAACACAUCUUUAUGUAUAAAUAAAAUUAUUAAACUUAUUGAUAUGGUCUCUGAAAACGAAAUAUAAAGUAAUUCAAGAUGAAAAUAAUAUGUUUGUGUGUGUGUGUGAUACACACACAUACAUACACUCAUAUACAUAACACGUUCGUGCACGUUCGUUUGUUUAUUUGAAUGCAAGAAAAAGUUUUAGUUUAUCAUAUAGCAUAUGAUUACAUGACACAGAAUAUAGAUGUGUAGUUUUCGUUUUCCAGAUUCCACAAUUUCAAAAAUUAAUGUCAUAUAUAUCUUAUAUACAGCUUAAGAUAACCUUGAAGAUGCGACAAGGAAAGGGUUUGUAAAAAUACUUUUCUAUACAUUGAUAUAUGUUAAAACGUACAUACAUGUAUAUGUAUGUUACGGAAGGAAGGGAAGAGGGAUAUUGCGAGAAAAUGUGAUGUAAUAAAAUGUAUUUUUUCUUUUCCCUUUCUGUAUUUUAAUCCAAGCAAAUUAAUUUUAUACAGGAGAGCUUUCCUCGAAAGUUAUCCGCUGCCCUUUUCGCGUCGAAUCUAUUAUUAUAAGUUACAAUUAUUUUAAUUAUUAAUAAUAAUUACGUAGGCACUAUUGAUAAUUGUAACAUUGCAAAUAAAAUACAUUUUCUAAUGGAUGUAACG
Messenger RNA from Camponotus floridanus (Florida carpenter ant), 1722 nucleotides. Its product is annotated as histone H3.3. The transcript is spliced from 3 exons. Gene Ontology annotation, cellular component: nucleosome. Bases 211 to 621 code for a protein of 136 amino acids. The record is from RefSeq and is a predicted model, not a curated record. NCBI's taxonomy places the organism in Eukaryota, Metazoa, Arthropoda, Insecta, Hymenoptera, Formicidae. Gene Ontology annotation, molecular function: structural constituent of chromatin; protein heterodimerization activity; DNA binding.